Messenger RNA from Melopsittacus undulatus (budgerigar), 4280 nucleotides. It is a transcript of the gene TERT, whose product is annotated as telomerase reverse transcriptase. Gene Ontology annotation, cellular component: telomerase catalytic core complex. Gene Ontology annotation, molecular function: telomeric repeat DNA binding; telomerase RNA binding. The coding region runs from base 1 to 3927 and encodes 1308 amino acids. The transcript is spliced from 17 exons. Gene Ontology annotation, biological process: telomere maintenance via telomerase. Lineage: Eukaryota; Metazoa; Chordata; Aves; Psittaciformes; Psittaculidae. The record is from RefSeq and is a predicted model, not a curated record.
AUGGCGGGCAGGGAGCCCUUCGCGGGGGUACUGACCGCACUGCGCCGCUGCUACGCCAAGGUCGUCCCUCUGGAGACCUUCGUCCGGGGGCUGCAGGACAGCAGCUCCGGGGAGGUCGAGGUGCUGCGGGGCGACGACAUAGGCUGCUACCGGACCUUCGUGCGGGCGUGCCUCGUGUGCGUCCCCCGGGGGACCAGAGAUAUUCCCCGGCCCUUCACCUUCGAGCAGUUAUCUAGUCAGAAAGAAGUUACUGCAAGAGUUGUUCAGCGACUGUGUGAGAAAAGAAAGAAGAAUGUCUUCUCAUAUGGCUAUGCCUUACUGGAUGAAAACAGUUCUCAUCUCCCAGUCUUGCCCUGUUCACGUAUAUACAGUUACCUACCCAAUACUGUAACGGAAAGUACUUGUACCAACGGCGUCUGGGAAACACUGUUGAGCAGGAUAGGGGACGAUGUGAUGAUGUAUUUAAUGGAACAUUGCGCAAUCUUUUUGCAGGUUCCCCCUAGUAAUUAUUACCAAGUUUGUGGGCAACCCAUUUAUGAACUUAUUCCAUAUAAUGUACACUCACUCUCUGCAUUUGCUAGACAAAGGUUUUCAAAGCAUAACCGUAAUAGGUUGAUUGACUAUAUGCAAAAAAGGGUCGUGUUUCAUAGACAGUAUCUUUUAAAGUCAUCUCAGUGGAAAAGCAAACAAAGACUUGAUGCUAAUGUCACCAGCAUGGGACGUAAAAAAAAUAACAAGAGACAAAGCUUAAUGCCCAGUUACCAGUAUUCUGCAGCUCAUCUGGAAACACAGAGUAGCUCCAGUUUGCAUUUGUCAGCUACAGUACCAUCUUUAAAAAGGAAGCCUAAUAGGGAACAACUUGAAAUUCCAGCUAAGAGAGCAAGAGUAGAGGAAGAAGUGGGAGAGGAAAGGGCUUGUAAUCUCACUCCUGCUGUGAAUCAAAGUAGUUCUGAGAGAUGUGGAACUGGGUGUGUGGCAUCACAUUCUGCAAGUCUCAUUAAAGAAAGGCACAUUUCUCAAAGAAGUAACAGUGAUAUGUCUGCUCCUUCUUUAGUUCACACAUCGCGUGACAGGACGAUGGUUGUGGCACGUGAAAGUUCUUGUUCACAAGGAGUUCAGAAUAAUGAACUUUUAAAGUCCAGCACUGAAAUGCAAGCAGAAUCCCAUAGGAAAGGAGUAGAAAUGCGUAUGCAUGAAUCUCAAUCCGAUUCUGUGCAAACUAAACCUGUGGGGGGUAUUUCUUCAAAACACAGAAGGCAAAAACGUCCUGUAGGUCAUUUGGCGAAGAAGUCACCAAAUAAGCUCUUGCCUUCUACAGUGUACAUUAACAAGAAGCUGCUGCUUUAUUCCUGUAGGAGUUUCCGGGAAGGUUUUCCUAAAUCAUUUUUACUGAAUCGCUUGCAGGGCUAUCAGGCAGGUGGAAGGCGGCUUAUAGAAACUAUAUUCUUAAAUCCAGAUCUGUUGCAGCAAAAGCACAACCGAAACCUGCUUUGUCGUAAGUGGAGAAAGAAGAGGUUGCCCAAGCGCUAUUGGCAAAUGAGACAUACAUUUCAGAAGCUGCUAAAGAACCAUAGAAAGUGCCCUUACUUAGCUAUCUUGAAAAAAAAUUGCCCUGUUAAGAUAUCUGAAGACAGUGUGAGAGAAACUGAGCUGCCUUGUGGGGUAGCUUUGCCUGGACAAGCAGAGGCUCACAGACAAGUGGAACAGUUUGUGAAAGAGCCUGCUAAGGGUGUGACAAGCAGCAGAUGUGAAUCUGGUCACAGUAAUGUGCCAGACAAUUUAUAUGCUCCUCUUGCAAAAUCUGUGCAUGGGAAGUCACAGAGUGAGGAGCAAGACCCAGGAGAGGUGUGUGACUCCAACCUCACGAACCUUAACAAGCAGUGCAGCAUGCAGUGGAACGUGUUCAUGUUUGUGAGGGAGUGCCUGGAGCGGGUCAUCCCCGCUGAGCUUUGGGGUUCAAACCAUAACAAGCGCCAGUUCUUAAAAAAUGUGAGAAUAUUCAUUUCCAUGGGGAAGUUUGCAAAGCUUUCACUGAAGGAGUUGAUGUGGAAGAUGCGAGUGAAUGACUGCAUGUGGCUUCGUCUAGUUAAAGGUGAUCACUUUGUUCCUCCUUCUGAACAUUGUUUCCGUGAAGAAAUUUUGGCUAAAUUCCUGUACUGGCUGAUGGAUACCUAUGUUAUUUUGUUGCUCAGAUCUUUUUUCUAUGUCACUGAGAACACUUUCCAGAAGAACCAACUUUUCUACUACCGAAAGUUUGUCUGGGGCAAGUUACAGAACAUUGGAAUUAGAAACCAUUUUGCCAGAGUACAUCUACGUGCUUUAUCUUCAGAGGAGAUUGAAGCUAUCCGUCAAAAAAAAUAUGUGACAUCAAGGCUCCGGUUCAUUCCCAGACCAAAUGGCUUAAGACCCAUAGUAAAAACGAGCAGUGUUGUUGAUGCACAAGCAUUCAGCAAGGAAAGCAGAGAAAAGAAGAUGCAGCAAUACAACACUCAACUGAAAAAUCUAUUUAGUGUGUUAAAUUAUGAACGGACUUUAAACAGAAGUUGUAUUGGCUCUUCGGUGUUCGGGAAAGAUGAUAUCUACAGGACAUGGAAGAAUUUUACUGCAGAAGUUCGUAAAUCAUAUGAUAAAAAUCCUCAAUUCUACUUUGUAAAGGCUGAUGUGUCCAGGGCAUAUGAUACCAUUCCUCACAAUAAACUUGUAGAAGUGGUUUCACGGGUCUUAAAACCUCAGAAAAAAACUCACUACUGCAUACGACGCUAUGCUGUGGUUAUGAUUACUCCAAGUGGAAAAGCCAGGAAGUCCUAUAGGAGAAAUGUUUCUACUUGGCAUGAUUUUAAGCCAGACAUGAAUAGCUUUGUGUCCUACCUUCACGAGACUACGUCAUUGCGAAAUGCAAUAGUAGUUGAACAGAGCUUAAAUUUAGAUGAGACAAGUUCCAGCCUAUUUACUUUUUUUCUUCACAUGAUACAUAACAACAUCCUGGAGAUUGGGAACAGGUACUACGUACAGUGCUGUGGAAUUCCACAGGGCUCCAUUUUGUCAACCUUACUUUGCAACUUAUGCUAUGGAGACAUGGAAAACAGUCUGCUCAGUGGGAUACAGCAGGAUGGAGUUUUAAUGCGUCUCGUUGAUGACUUUUUGCUGGUUACGCCAUAUUUAACAAAGGCGAGGCAUUUUCUAAGGACUCUAGCAACAGGUAUUCCUGAGUAUGGCUGUUCAAUAAACCCCAAUAAGACAGUAAUGAAUUUUUGUGUUGAUGAUAUCCCAGAAUGUUCCAAAUUUAAACAGACGCUAGAUUCUCAUGUGAUCCCAUGGUGUGGUUUGUUGUUUAAUACAGAGACACUUGAGAUUUGCUGCAAUUACUCCAGUUAUAGCGGUACUUCCAUCAGAUCAAGUCUUUCCUUCAAUUCAAGUAGAACACCUGGGAAAAACAUGAAAUACAAAUUGGCUGCAGUCCUCAAACUGAAAUGCCAUUCUUUAUUUCUUGAUUUACAGAUCAACAGGCUUGAAACAGUUCUCAUUAACAUCUACGAGAUAUUUUUACUUCAGGCUUACAGGUUUCAUGCCUGUGUUCUCCAACUUCCAUUCAACCAGCAAGUUAGAAACAAUCCUAAUUUCUUCCUAAGAAUCAUCUCUGAGACUGCAUCAUGCUGCUAUAGUAUCGUGAAAGCAAAUAACAAAGGGAUUACUUUAGGUAAGAAAGGUGCAGCUGGUAUGUUCCCUUCUGAGGCGGCAGAAUGGCUCUGCUACCAUGCAUUCACUGUCAAGCUGUCAAAACACAGAGUUAUUUACAAAUGCCUGCUUAACCCUCUAAAAGCCUGCAAGAUGCAGCUAUUCAGGAAGAUCCCAAAGAAUACUAGGGCACUACUGAAGGCAGCGGCAGAACCAUCUUUACAUAAAGAUUUCGAAACUAUCCAGGACUAAAUGAUUGAAGUUUAUUUCAUAUUUGUUUUCCAGAUUUGAAAGUAGAUGUUACAUCUCCAGAUGACUUUUGUCUCUAGUUUAUUUUGGUAGUGGACAGAAAGCAACUUCACUCAGAAGUUUCCCAUGUUUGUUUCUCAGAUACCACACAAGGACUUAAAAAGAGCAGACAGUUUUGUUAAUACCUUCUUGUUUGUGCUUGUCUGUAAAUUUACAGGCUAUUUGAAGUAAUAGACUAUGUUUCCUUCUGUAAUUUCCAUGUUAUUGAUGAAGGGAUCAUUAAGCUAUGUUCUGGAUACACAGAUCUACUUUCAUGUUUCAGCAUGUUGUUUCUGAAGAAGUGUUCUUUGCUUUGU